Urocitellus parryii (Arctic ground squirrel) is the source of this 3559-nucleotide messenger RNA. RefSeq names its product atonal bHLH transcription factor 8 (gene Atoh8). Lineage: Eukaryota; Metazoa; Chordata; Mammalia; Rodentia; Sciuridae. Gene Ontology annotation, molecular function: DNA-binding transcription factor activity; protein dimerization activity; E-box binding. The record is from RefSeq and is a predicted model, not a curated record. Gene Ontology annotation, biological process: positive regulation of transcription by RNA polymerase II; anatomical structure morphogenesis. Gene Ontology annotation, cellular component: nucleus.
GCGGCGCCGGGCAGAGCCGCGCGGCGUGCAGGCGAGCGCAGCGGGCGCGCGUCCCGGGCACCCCACGUCCCUGUCUCGCGCGCUGUCCGCACCAUGAAGCACAUCCCGGUCCUCGAGGACGGGCCGUGGAAGACCGUGUGCGUGAAGGAGCUGAACGGCCUCAAGAAGCUGAAGCGGAAAGGCAAGGAGCCGGCGCGGCGCGCGAAUGGCUGUAAAACUUUCCGAUUGGACUUGGAAGCUCCCGAGCCUCGCGCUGCCGCCACCCUCGGGCUUCGGGACAGGACCCAGAGGCUGCAGCCCGUCCCGGUCCCGGCCCCGGUGCCAGCCCCAGUGGCGCCGGCUGUUCCCCCAGGUGGGGGCGCGGAUACUGGCGGGGACCGCGGGGGCCCCCGAGCGCCGGAGGUCUCUGACGCGCGGAAACGCGGCUUCGCUCUGGGCGCAGUGGGGCCGGGACUCCCCACGCCGCCGCCGCCGCCAGCGCCCCAGGGCCAGGCAUCUGGGGGUCCCGAGGCACAGCCUUUUCGGGAGCCCGGCCUGCGUCCCCGCAUCUUGCUCUGCGCACCUCCUGCGCGCCCGGCACUGUCUGCACCCCCAGAGCCCCCAGUGCCCUCGGCGCCCGCGGACUCCUCGGUGCGUCCUGCGCCCCCCACGCGCCCGGGGGAAAGUUCCUACUCGUCAAUUUCACACGUAAUUUACAAUAACCACCCAGAUUCUUCUGCGUCGCCUAGGAAACGGCUGGGCGAAGCGACCGCCGCCUCCUCGGAGAUCAAAGCCCUGCAGCAGACCCGGAGGCUCCUGGCGAACGCCCGGGAGCGGACGCGGGUGCACACCAUCAGCGCAGCCUUCGAAGCGCUCAGGAAGCAGGUGCCGUGCUACUCCUAUGGGCAGAAGCUGUCCAAGCUGGCCAUCCUGAGGAUUGCCUGUAACUACAUCCUGUCCUUGGCCCGCCUGGCAGACCUCGACUACAGCGCCGACCACAGCAACCUCAGCUUCUCCGAGUGUGUGCAGCGCUGCACCCGCACCCUGCAGGCCGAGGGACGUGCCAAGAAGCGCAAGGAGUGACUGGCUGCAGACCAGCUGGGACACCGUGGUGGCCUCUUCCCAGGGUGAGGAGAAGGUGGACACACCAAGCCAACCUCAUCCCUCUGCAGGAUGCUCCGGGUCGGCCCCCACGCCCCUCGGGGCUGUCCAGGCUGGGCAGCCUGCCCCGCCCUCCUGCCCUCUGCCUGGCGGUCACAGUGCACUUUGCCCUCUGCCUGUGGGAGGCCCAGUCUUCCUCCCGCUCAGGUCCGGAGGCUCUUCGUGGCUGCAAAAGUUCAUUGCCAAAGAUUCAACAGAGACACCGAGCACAAGGGGCUGAAGCCCAGCAGCCAAAGGCCACAUUGUGGCUCUGUGGCCUUCGUCCCUCCUGUUGCCAGAGCCCACCUGUCUCAAGCCAAAGAUGAGCCAGCAAUUCCACCGGGAGCCUGAGAAACAGAGGGACAGGGUGACCCUCGAGAGCACUUGGCCCUCAGAGCCAGUGCCAUCCACACAGGGCCCUGGGCUGGCGAGUUCAGGAGAAGCCUUCUUGGGCCUGGGAGGGAGGCAGGGAAGGGGCCAAGGUCCCUUCCCUUGCUGCCCUACCCUGGCCACCCAGACUCUGGCCCUGAGGAGUGGCUGGGGAGAGGUGGCAUGCUCUAGCCGGGCACUCGCCCAAGGCCACCUGCCCAGGGGACAUGCACGCUGGUGGCCCUGCCAUCUCCCCAGGCUUCCUUGAUGCAACGAGUAGCGGCCUGCAGAGGCUGGUGGUCUGUGGCAGACCAGAUGGGAGGGGGAGGACGACRGGACCAGGCGAUGGCCGCGUAGGGAGGGCACCUAGGCCGGGGCCAGUGCCCUCUUGAGCUCACAGGCCAAAGCUGCUCACAUGUGUUCAACCAUCUGCUUCAAAUUGAAGUAAAAGCCCGACGUGUAAAGCACACUCCUGCUGUGCCCAGCGGAUUCUGUGGCUGGGAAGCUGGGGACAGGGUGGCCUCAUCUGAAGGUGGAGGGCCCGAGGGUGGGGAGCAUGAGGGCAGAGGACCCACGUGGCCUUGGCCAGGUGUGUCAGGAGGGCAGGAGGCCUGACCCGGGUGAGGAGCCCCACACUUCUGCCUCGCAACCUUCAGAGGGUCCUUUGCUAGAGACUGAGCCCAGGAGACCAGCCAAUCUGUGACAGUGCCGUCCUCAGAUCAGGAUGGCCUCACUUAGGACCCUGUACUCGAAAACCGUUCCUGGUCCUAUUGCCAGGCCCAGUCCACACUCCUUGGGUGGCCUGAGACCAGACAGUGAAAGCCCACCGCAAGGAGGAAACUGAGGUGCGAUAUAGGAAAGKACUGCCCAGGGGAGGUGGGGCCAGGGGCAGUGGCAUGCAGCCACGCUGGCUGACCCUCACUGAAGUCCAGCUACUCCCUGGGCCUCCAGGGGCAUUUCUAGUUGGCUGAGGACUUGGCCUCAGCAUCUGUGGUGUGUGUGUGCACAUCUGCUCUGGGUCAUCAGACACAGGCCAUAGGGUCGAGGGCYGUCUCUGGAGCCCACAGGGCCUCUGUGGGUGUGUCCACGAGCAGCCCACCUGUGCACACACUAGCCUCCUGCCCCCAACCCCAAGGCCAGGAAGGAGCGCCUUGAGAGUGAGCUGCCCCUGAAGGCCAGCUUCACAGCCCCCAAUGCUGGGCUGCCCUGGGGGGCUUGGAAGGUCCUAGAGAGAGGGCUGCGUCCAGGAGCAGGUGGCUGCCUCUGCGUGCUCUGUGCCCGUACCUUGACACCCCCUGUGUCCCAGUCUUACCCAGGUGACUCCACUCUCACUGUUUGCCCUCCCCCAGGCCGGGGGAGGGUGCUCCUGGGUGAGUCCCAGGGGCCACAGAGCUCUGUAGGGAGCUGUAGCCACUCAUGGCCCUUUUUGCCCCAGGGCUGAGCUGGUCCUGGGCAGACUCCAGUCAGGUGACUGCAGUGGUCAGACAGGUGACUGCAGUGGUCAGCCACAUUUACCUGCCAGGGGCUGCACAAAGGCUCCACCGGUCUCCCUCCUCCUAGGCAGCUUCCUGACCACAGAGGGCCAUUGCCAGCAGCCAGGUGACAUGCAGCCUGGUCUCUCAGAGCCAGACCCAAGGGACUGUCCCCAGGUCCUCGCCCAUGCCCACAGCCUGGUGCCUUCUGCAGCCUGGCCCCAGGGAGGCACAGAGGGCCCUGCCCAGUGCCCUGCAGGUCUCACCUUCCUCUGGGUCCCCCUGCUGGUCCCUGGGAACCAACAGACUGCCUCCCCUGAGCCAGCCUCCCCAGGGAACCCCAAUGGGUAAGUACUGACUUUCAGAGACCCAUGGACGCGGGUCUGAUCCCGGAUGUAGUAAGAAGUCCUAAGGGAAAAGAUGGGUCCAUUCAUCUCCAAGUUCUCAGAAGGACCUCGUGUCUGGUUUUGUCUGGGGACUGGGGCUGGAACUUGGACGAGACCACUGAGCUGCAUCCCCAGCCCUCCAGCGCACCUUGGGAAGCGGCUUGGGUUUUUGCUCUUGGAUGGUGAAUUAAAGGAUGGAAACUAUGGAGCUCA